Molecule: messenger RNA, 16181 nt
Organism: Cygnus olor (mute swan)
Lineage: Eukaryota; Metazoa; Chordata; Aves; Anseriformes; Anatidae
Gene: PSD3
Product: pleckstrin and Sec7 domain containing 3
Exons: 16
Coding region: 3588-6566 (992 amino acids)
Biological process (GO): regulation of ARF protein signal transduction
Molecular function (GO): guanyl-nucleotide exchange factor activity; protein binding; phospholipid binding
Source: RefSeq, a predicted model, not a curated record
CUUCUCUUUCCCCCAUGGAAAGAGGCAAUCUCCGUUUGAUUUGAAAUGCAAUGUCCUGAGCUGUUUUCUGGCGAGCACCUGGAUGAUGGCUUACAUGUGUUUUUUCCCCUUUGAAUGAGGAGGAAUAAAUUGGAAGUGAGUUUCCUGUACUCCUCUCAUCUCCCUGUGAGAGGGGAAUAAUGAGCAAGAGAGCACCUUUAUGGCCAAAAGAUUACAGAGGUUAUGCAUUGGUUAUUCUUUACAGACCACUUAUUGUGAAAUACUCUUUUCAUUUUUUUAAUUUCUGAGGGGGUAGGGUGGUGAGAGAAGGUAUUUUCAGCAGUGAAUUUUUGACCCAGAAGAUCAAUGUUUGUGUUCGGAAGUCAUGGGAAGAGGACGGUGCCAGCAGGCCCAGAACAGGCACUGUCACAGCAAUGCCAGACCCACAGUCACCCCCAGCACCUCCUUGUGCAGUUUGGCACGACUGCUCCUGUGCGAUCCCGUCCCUCCUGGUGCUUUCAUCAGCUUCUCACGCUGCCAUCCAUCGUAUCCCGCAGCUCCUGGCCUCAACUCCAGCUUCCUGUGUCCUGGUCACCCAUCUGGCAGCCGGGUUGCCUGCCCUCACAUUUUGCACGUCUCCAGCUCACCCGCGCUGCUCCCGCUGCCACUGGUAGCUGGCGGCAUGGGGACCUGGGGGUGGUGUCAGUGCCCUUUGCUGCGGGAUUUGCAGCAGCUUACCCACUAAACCAGGCUGCAAAUUCAUGCUGAGUUGACUGUUUGACACCUCCACAAAGGUUGGCUGCUGGGUUUCCGCCUCUCUCUCUCUCUUGUUUUUCCCCAUAGAUUGGUCUGUGUUAAAAUACAUGCCAUUUGGUCGAACUUAAAUCCUUAAGCAAUUCAGAGCACUCUGUAGAUAUGACAGCACUCAUAACUGCUUUUUUGUGCCAGCUUUUGCUGCAAUCAUCUUUUGAUGUAGCUAACUGAAAACUUAUAUCAAGUUUUUGGACAAAAACCAUAGAUUUCCUUCAUUAAAGCACUAUAAACGUCCCAUUUCUCUGAUGAGUGCCUGUUCAUAGUAAUGUUUUGGGAUUUAAUAUGGCCCCGGUGCAAGAAUUGAUGAUUGAUGGUGUAAGAAAUAUUGCCUUCCCUUGUGCAAACCUCGGGGCGGGUGGUGCCAAAUCCCAUCAUCCUCCCUAGCAGUGAAGCAAACUCACUUAGAUGCCAGCGUGGCGGAGGCUUGUGGAUCAUCCUCCCCAAAGCCAGCAAACACUCUUCUCUCCUAGCCUUAUGGCACAGAGCGUAUUCCCGGCAGCCCAAACAUCUGGGUGACUCAGGCCAGAAGCCAGGGCCAGCGAGAAAAUGUCAAAUUCUUCUCAACUGAACACAAAUAGGAAAAAAAGGCAAAUUGAAGUGCAGCAGCCGCAGCUGCCACCUAUGUGCCCAGGUCUGUGCGGCAAGCACUUGCGUGGAACAGAGUGGUACCAGCCCCCACAAACCCCCCAAAAAGUGUCUUUGCUUUCAGCUGCCUCCUGGCCGGCACCAACAUUACCUCAGCCUUGCCUGGGAGGAGGCAGACGGAGCAAAUCACCUCCUCGGAGACCCAGACACUGGGUGUUUUUUUUCCGCUGCGUUAGCCAGCUCAGAUGUGGCACAGAUGGGGAAUCCGCAGACCGUGCCCCUGCGCUGGCUCCUGGGGCCUCAGAGGCACACGAAGCAGAUGGGACAAAACAGCGCGGGGGCAGACGAGCGCCUGGCUCCUCAAGCAAGGCUGGGAGAAGGUGAAGCCCCCCAGCACUCCUUCCUGCCCCGCCGGGGCUGCCACGCUUUGUGGUGCGCAUCCAGAGACGGAUGGGCCAGGGCUCAGCCCGGCCUGAGGGACCAGGUGGUGGAGGCACCGGCAGGGCCUCGUUCUCCUGCCAGGUGGCACGGAUGGAAAGCAAGUGUGGCAGUGGUUGGGUGAAUGUGGAGCAGAAAGUGGUGAGAAAGGAGGUGUUUGGGCUAGGAAGAGUGCUGUGAGCUCCGCGUGACACGGCCCUGCUGGGAGGAGCAUGGGGUGAUGCUGCUGGAUGGAGGCUCCAGGCUGGCUGGUGCUGCCGCCUCUGCUUUACUGCCAUCAGGGCAGCCAGAUGGAGAAAGCUCCAGGCCAGGACACAUCAUGCUUUUUGCCUGGACUUACCUUUCCACUGCGAGGACAGGAUUUGUUUUGCUUUGUUGUUUCUGGUGCUGGAAAACUGAAAGGCUGAGAUCGCCCUGGUGCUGGCAGGGAGCAAUGGGGAAUGAGGCAACGCUGCGCUUUCCCCUCGGCCGCAGAGAUACGUUGUCCAGAGCAUGGGGGCCGGGCACGCUACGCUUGUCUCAGUGGCUUUGUGGUGGUGCACCUCCAGUGCCAGGACUGCCCAAAUCCCUUCCUCACAGCAAAGCGACUGGAGCAACGCUGCCUUCCACCUGACAGCUCUGUUUUCCAGUGCAAGGGCAGGAGCAGAAUUAAAGGGUUCAGAGAGUCCUAAGACUCAUGAUUGCAAUCUGUGAGAGUCAGUUUGCUGGUCAAAAAGGCCUUUGGCAGGAACCUGUUCCUUGCCACCAAGCUGUGGCUAUGGAAGAGGACUUUCUGAAUGCCCAACUACCCUCAGCUCAAAUGCAGACCUGUGGCCCAUCUGCCGGGGAUAAAUCCCCCGGAGGUGACUGCACCAAGGCUGUGGAAGCAGGCUCUGACGGGUGGUGGGAUCACACUGCACCCCUUGCUGUGUGCGGGAGGUUUCUCCUGGCUGCAUGUCCCCAGGAGUGGAUGGCCCCUUCACUGCUGUCCUGUCCACAGCCCAUGCCUUGUCCUCAGGUGAUAAAGUGCCACUGGCUGUGGAGGAGCUCUGGCAAAACUGCACGUGGCCAACUCUGAAAUGGCAAUGACUUCCCAUCGGGUUUCCAGUGUGAUAACACCCCGAUCAAUCCUGGGUGCCCAGCAGAAAGCCUUGCUGCAGCUGAAGAAAUUAAAGCGUUUGACGGCUAGUGAGCAAAGCACAAAUUCGCAGCAAGCGAGGAGGCAGCUAACAUCCUCCUCCCGCCAGCCUGUCAGCUACUUGGCGUAGCUGCUGCGAGGGGGGCCGCGAGACCCUGGGGUAUUUUCUAACUGCAGCUUCUGACGGGGAAACCCGUCUCUUGCUAGAAGGGACAGGUUGUAGUUUCUGGUUAGAGAAACCCCGGCGCGUGAUGGCGUGCUCGGAAACCUGAAGAUCGUGGAGAACUUCCAGUGAACUGUGAAACAUAAAUCGGCUCAGAAGGCACAGACGACGGGGCUGCUCUGGAGACAUCUGCGCUCUUUCGCUUUCUGGAGCCAGGCUGCAGGGAGAAGCCCCUGGGCUGAAAAAGGGCAUUUAAAAAAAAAAAAUUUAUUGCUUUUUCCAGCGACUGCGAGAAGCACUUAGGGGAUUUAGGAGCGCAGCAGAGCACAGCACGUCCUGACGCCUGCGGGCUUUGGGGAACGCCGCUCACAAGCGCCGUCGUUAUGGGCAGAAGCACUUGUGUGGGAUAAUGAUGUAUCAGCUCACGCCCAGACUGUUGCCAAGGCCAAAUAUGAAUUUUUAUUUGGCUUGGAAGAAGAGAAGCCUUCAGAAAUGGGUAGUGGCCAUGGAAGUAAUACAUUGCUCCCCCACACCAUCAUCAAUGAAUUUCCAGAGUACGGCACUAUAGAGCCAAGUGGAGACACACUGAGGACAUCAUCAGAGGGCCAGGCAGAGCCUGUGACGUGCAGCCCAGAAGGACGGGACGGUCACCAGGUACCCGGCAGGCCUCCUCAGCCUGCGGCUUCUGUGGACGAGUCUAGAGCUCACGCUAAGGCAGCGCAGCUGCAUGCUGCAGAAGAAGGCUUACAACCUGUGGGUAACGUGCCAGAGAUUAUGAAAAUCUCUCGACGGCUAGAAGCAACAAAGGUGCAAGAGAGGGCAAAUACUUCUCUUGAUUCAGAGACGCACAUGGAAAAAAAGAACGUUCCUGGCAGCCAAAAUGUGCAGGCAGCCAGAGAACCAGUUCCAGCAGGCCAAGAAAAAACCUCAGACAUGCUUCUUCCAUCUGAGCGAACAGCUGAGGAAAAAAUGCAUUUGAUCAUAGGGAAAGAUCUGGCUGCAAUAUGGACUGGAGAAAAGCAGUCCGAGUCCUUGCAAGCCACCAGUAAUAAAACUGAGGAGGUCCACGCAGCAGAGGAGACAAGCUGUCAUAGACCAUCUGUGACAAACCUGGAAGCAGCCAGCAGAGUGGAGGGGUGGGCGCAUUUCGAGGAGUUUUCAGUGUACAGUCAAGGCAAAAUGCAAAUCGGUCCUGAGAGGAGGCUCUCUAAAGAGGCAGCUGUGAGCAAACACGUAGAAUUUCAAGGGGUGGAGAUUUUAUGGCUGCAAAAAGCAGAGGAGCAGAGCAGAAAGAAGCAUUCGCUGCUGGAGACCGCAUCCGUGGAGAGGAAGGCAUUCCCCAAAACAUCCAGCCACCCUGUGCCACCAAUGGUCUCCCCGGGCUUGGUUACCUCGCCGGACAGUGCUUGGAGCGAGGUCUGGGAAGACCCCAGGCUGGGAGCUGCCUGUGGAGCUGCUCCUCUGGCGUUGCUUGAUGAAAGUGGGGAGGAUGAAGUUUUUGUGAAGGACAAAAAGAACCGCGGAGAGGAGGAGACCACUGUGCUAGUGAGAGGCCAGGGCAGGAUCAUGGAGGAGGGGGAAGCAGCCAUGGGAGGAUAUGAAGAUGUCCUUGGACAGAGGCACUCUGAUGUCUCCACUGAUCUGUACAGCUCGCAGUUUGAAAACAUCCUAGACAAUGCCUCUUUAUACUAUAGCGCGGAGUCACUGGAGACGCUAUACUCGGAGCCCGAUAGCUACUUCAGCUUCGAGAUGCCACUCACUCCGAUGAUCCAGCAACGCAUGAAGGAGGGCAGUCAGUUUUUAGAACGGACUUCAGCCUCGGGACAGACGGAUGUCUUUCAGCUUCCCGCUGACGGGGAAGCAAAGAGCUGCUGUGAAGGGAUCGCCAAUGGUUUAAGGGAUGUAAGCGAGACGCUCUUCAGAGGAGAUGUCACAGAAGUUCCUCGUUUGGAAAGCAAUGCUGGACUGCAGAAUGUGCUAGACUCCAGUGCUGCCAUGGGGAGCAAUGAACUAAAGGAGAAAGAUGCCACUGGAGCCCUUGGCUAUGAUCUCAGCAAUGGCAGCAGCAGCAAUUUGGACGCAGCCAGGCGCCUGGCUAAACGCCUCUACCAUCUGGACAGAUUCAAGCGCUCCGACGUGGCAAAGCAUUUGGGCAAAAACAACGAAUUCAGCAAGCUUGUGGCCGAAGAAUACCUUAAGUUUUUUGAUUUCACAGGCAUGACGCUGGACUACUCGCUCAGGAGUUUCUUUAAAGCCUUUUCACUUAUUGGAGAAACUCAGGAACGAGAGAGAGUUUUAGUCCACUUUUCCAGCAGAUAUUAUCAGUGUAACCCAAACACCAUUUCUUCUCAAGAUGGAGUUCACUGUCUCACAUGUGCCAUGAUGCUGCUGAACACUGACCUGCAUGGACACAACAUUGGGAAAAAGAUGACCUGCCAAGAGUUCAUUGCUAACCUCCAGGGGAUGAACGAUGGUAAAGACUUCCCAAAAGGGCUGUUGAAGGCUCUCUACAAUUCAAUCAAGAAUGAGAAGCUUGAAUGGGCAGUCGAUGACGAAGAGAAAAAAAAAUCUCAUUUGGAAGGUACAGAUGAAAAAGAUAAUGGGAACCAGACGAAGGCUGUAAGUCGAAUUGGCAACUCAAACAACCCAUUUCUGGACAUCCCUCAUGACCCCAAUGCUGCUGUGUAUAAAACUGGAUUUCUGGCUAGGAAAAUCCAUGCAGAUAUGGAUGGAAAGAAAACUCCCCGGGGAAAGCGAGGCUGGAAAACCUUUUAUGCUGUGCUGAAGGGAACGGUCCUGUACUUGCAGAAGGAUGAGUACAAGCCAGAAAAGGCUUUGUCGGAGGAAGAUCUGAAGAAUGCAGUUAGCGUGCAUCAUGCGCUGGCAUCCAAGGCAACAGACUAUGAGAAGAAACCCAAUGUCCUCAAGCUUAAAACAGCAGAUUGGAGGGUCCUGCUUUUCCAAGCCCAGAGCCAAGAAGAAAUGCAGGCCUGGAUCAACAAGAUUAACUGUGUGGCUGCUGUCUUCUCUGCACCACCAUUUCCAGCAGCAAUUGGCUCUCAGAAGAAGUUCAGUCGCCCACUCCUGCCAGCUACCACAACGAAGCUAUCUCAGGAUGAACAGCUGAAAUCCCAUGAAGCUAAGCUGAAGCAGAUCUCCACUGAGCUUGCUGAACAUCGCUCUUAUCCUCCUGACAAGAAGCUGAAAGGAAAGGAAGUAGAUGAUUACAAACUGAAAGACCACUAUCUGGAGUUUGAGAAAAAUCGCUAUGAGAUUUACGUUGGCCUCCUGAAAGAAGGGGUGAAGGAGCUGCUGAGCGGAGGCGAGAACGACGCACCAGGAUUGAAGAAAUCCCACUCGAGUCCGUCGCUCAAUCAGGAGUCUCCAGUUAGUGCCAAGGUGAAACGCAAUGUCUCGGAGAGGAAGGACUACAGGCCAGAAACACCCAGCAUUAAGCAGAAGGUCACUUAGGGUGGAAGUGAUAGCUAGGGGAACAGCCAUGCAGCAAAGUACCGGUGGUCAAAAUUUUUCCAUUUAAUAACCUGUCAUUCACAAAAUUAAGUGCAUCUGCCUGAAUGGGGUGUUAGUGACAUUUUCUAUUGUAUAUUUUGCUGUUUCUGUGCAGAUUGUGGGAGAUGUCUUUGCUCCUGCUUUGCUUUGCUUUGUUAAUUUAUCAUUUAGCAAUUGAAGCAUCGGGACUUUUUUGUGUUCUGUUUUUAAAGGAGCUGGGGGAGGGGUAGAGCGCUGUGACGUAUAUUCUGUCUCUUCCCCAUUUAUCUCCUCCCAUCGGCACGUGGCUUUCAUCUCUCAAGUCACUUGUCACUUUAUUUACGUGGUGGGUGGGAAAAGUAACUGGACAAAUGCUGCGGUGUUGUGAAUGUGAGCUGUAGCUGUGAGAAAUUUGUGCAAACGGGCAGCUGCAGAAGGCUGGAUAGAAUCUAGGGUGCUGGGAACAUUGGUUUCCUGACGACGCAGAGCGUGUUGGUACUGGCAAUUAGCAGUGGGUGCUACGGUAAAUAGUCGCUGUUGCUUAUUGUUACUACGUUGACCCUGGACCCACAAAGGCAAAGGAAUGCAACCUGGAAAUCUCUGGCAAUGCUGGGAUGACAGCAUUGGAAUCAUUUGUUUGCUUCUUUCCAAGCAAAAAGUCUUCUCCCGAGUUAGCAGGCUGGGGGGUAUCCAAACCUGUCGUGUCUCUGUGGUCAGGGAGAUGAGGAGUUACCCGGUUGGGAUGAACCUGGGUUGCAGAGGUGGCUGCUGCGGGUGUCAGCCACUAGCAUUGUGUUUUAAAGACAAAGGGCCUCUGUGUAGUUUUUAACUAUACACUCUUCACUUAGCUGCUAUAUAGAGCCUUAUGAUACGUUGUCCCCCGAUGCUCCCCUUUCCAGGAGUUCCCUUGUUGGUAUGUGCAGAUGUAUGCAAUUUCUCUGAUAGUGACAGUGCACUUUGCCUUUUCUCUUCAGAAAGGGAUUCUCCUCAGCUACUUGUUUUUCUGCUUUAGUUCGUAUAGAGGUGGAAGAGGCUGGUGCAGACUGGAGAAUGGUAUAGACGUGUCGUUGCUCUGGGCCAGGGUUUGAUGCCAUCCUGGCUCCUCCACGCCUGGAGGCCAGCACAGGGCUGCCUCAGCUUUGGCAGAUCCUAUCCUCCACCUGCGGGGAGCCAGCCUGCCCUGCAGCUCCAGCAUGUCCCACUUCAGGCUUUCAGAGGGAGGCAGAGGCCAGGGAGAGGCCACCACGGGCAGAGCUUUCCAUACCUCAAAGCCGUGCUUGGUCCGCAGAUCCUUGGGGUGUUUGGCAGUCUUGAGUCACAGGGGUCAGGGGAGUACAAAGAUGACGCAGAGAUCGUUUUUCUGUUUCCCAGCCCCUCUCAACUUGGGGCAGCUUGGCACUGCAGAGAACACUGGCUCACCUGGUACUUUCCACGCUCAGUUUUAAUCUCUGAUUUGACACUGGCCUGCUGUGUGAGCUCGGACAGGUCUCUCCCUCUUUGCCUCACCCAUCCCCUUUGCAGCAUAGUAUAAGCAUUCUGGCUUUUCUCACAAAGCACCUUGAGAGGUGGUGUUCAGGGCCAACUGAAAAACGUUUGUUGCUAUUAUUUUUGUUGGGCCUGGUGCAGGGUAGCCGUCCUGAUAGAAGUAAUUCUUAAUGUGUAGAGAAAUGUCCAGAUCAAUGCAAGGACUGUUUAGAAAUGUGCUGGUAUUUCCAGCCUGAUAGGGCCACACAUCAAAAAAAAAUUACCAUCUGACGGGAUUUGUGCUCUGCCAGACUUCCCAAAGGGUCCAAGUCAAUUAGUCUAGCUUAUUGAACUGCCAGCUCAGUGGGCAGAAAAGGGAGCAAUCAAAGACAGAGGGACCCGAACAGGCACCGCGUGACUUGCCUCCCCCGCUGAGGACCACCAUGCAACGUCUCUCCCGAUGUUGUGCUCACCACGGGCUGUAACAAAGAUGUCGUGCACUCAGAUGCCAGGAGGUGUUGAAGCGAAUCGAUCCUUGCAGUUGCAGCCCGGCAACAGAAUCGGAUGGGACUGAUUCCGCGCGUGGUGAUGGGACACACGCACAUGCGUUUGGCAUCUGCCACUUGGAGUCAGGAGGCCAGCACCUAACCCUAAAAACUGCAGAGAUCUGAACAGAAACUGUCAGCGCUUACUAAGCGCUGCGGCUUUAGAAGUUGCGUGUGGUUUUGGUGGAGCAAGCCUUCAGUCCUCCUGCUGAAGGAGAGAGAUGCCUUCUUUUACUGGGGCAUGCUGCACUGGGAGACUCCGUGCAGACAGGUGCAUGGCAGUGCUUAUCGGAGGGGAUUGUUUGAAUUAAUUGUGUGUGGUAGAUAAACAGCUCGUGGAGGGGAAACAGAGCCAGGAGAUCCCUGCAGCUGUUCAUCGUACUCUGGUGGUUUUAAACAAACAAUCAGAAGAGAGAGGUUAUACUGGGAGGGAAAAAGACACAUGGGGAAUGCCGAGUGCAUAUUUGAGAAGAAAACUUGUCCAGUCUUAGAUAACGGCAUUUCACAGAAAGCAUGCAGCAGAAACAAAAAAAAAAAAAGAAAAGGUGCAGAUGUGUAAAUGGGCCUUGCUUGGAUGUCAGGGCGGGGUUGUCUGGAUGAGCUUUUCAGAGGCAUCCUGGAACACACCCAGCAAACCUCUUGUGAUAUUGAGUGCAGUGCUUUAAAAGGCGAAGAGGUGACAUUUAACUUUUUUCUCAGCUUUUAAAACGCUCUGCUGCUGUAGACUGGAGUUAAAUUGCUGAACUCAAAAAAAAAAAAAAUUCCUGUGAAAUGCAUUUCCCAGCUUUGACACAGAAACUGGUUAAUUCCUUUUCAAAGUCACUGCAGAGGAGAUGAUUUGAAAUAACAGGAAAAGUCAAAAAGUAAGCUGCAAAAAUGAUUUUUUUUCAGUUUUUGUUAUUUAUUCUCCAUUACCAGGUGUACUUGCAAAUGGAUUGGGGUAUAAUUUUUAAGUCUCAUCUGUGCUUAGCAAAUGCAAUUUUUCACUGCAUUUUUUAGCAAUUAAACAUUUGUUGAACUUGGAGCACCCUCGGUGAGACUGUUGAGGCGUGCAGAUUAGUUUACUGAGAAUGUCAGGUUCUGCUCAAGUUUUAAUUAAUGUCAUUUUGCUCCAUUGCUUUACAAAUUCUAGGCAUCCCAGGCACCCAUGUGAAUAUGCACAUUUCAGAGGCCAAGAGAAAAAGGAGAUCCUGUCGUGAAUGCCUAAGCCUCCUGGACUCCCUUAGGAACAGGAUCAUCUGCUGAGCAGUACUGUCAUUUGUUUUUUUUUUUUUUUUUCCCCGAUGCUAUUGUAAAGGGUGGGUGCAGAUUCUCCAGGGGUGUCAGCGGUGCAUCUUGUUGGGUGGCGCCACGGAGAGUCUGGCCAGAUGGCUUUGCAUGGUACCCAGUGCCCUGCCUUUCUUUGCCGAAUGUUUGCCUUUAUUAGAGAUCAGUGUUUGACCUCAGUGACUCAGGAGCUCCCGUUGCAGCGUGUAAGGAUACUCUGCUGAUUUCCAGCCCUCCCCUGGACCCCUGCAUGCCUGGCUGUCCCCACCGUGCACCCGAUCUUGGUAUCAUCUGAGCAGCCUGUGGCUUUCUGGGGAUGCUAAACGUGAGCAGGAGUUACCUGAGGCUUGUUUUGGGACACCUUCAGCCCAGGCAGAGCUGUGUCUGGAUGCUCAGUGAUAAGAUCUUGCAGUGCCUGCUCGCUCAGCUGCAGCUGGCAGGCCACUGCAAGUGUGUGUGUGAGCAUGCAGCCCCCAAGCCAGCCUUUGCGUUGGUGCUGCUGGGGAGGUAUCGCCCUUCCUUGUCAUCCUCCCUGCUGCAGCCUGGCACCUGGAAGCCUCUGCUCAGGCAGAAGCUCUGCCCCCACGUCUUGAGAGGGGGGAUGCGAGGAGGGGAGCUGGGCUGGGCCAGGAGAGACCCGUCCUGCUCCGAAGCACUGCUGAUUGCUCACCUUCUGUGUGGACUCCUCUCCCAGCUGAAGGAGGAGCGGCAGGAGGGUCUGGACAUGACAGCAGGGAGGGGAGGGAGAAGCACAAAGAUGCCUUCCCUCCCUCCGCUCAGCAACCAAAGCAGGUGAGAUACUCUCCCAAUGCCAAAACUGCGCUCUCCUUCGUAAGCCGGUAGGAUGCUGGGAUUUUUGUUCAGCAGCAUCGUGAAAGAAAAUCUCUGGGCUGGCUGUGUGUUUGUAUGCGUCUUGCAGAUAAAUCAUGCACGGACCAGUGAACAUGACUGCAGCUUUUUAAUCCAGUAUUUAUGUUGUGUCUUUAAUUGAUGUAGAGAGAUAAGUCAGCCAGCCGGGUGAUUAACGUAGCGGAGCUGUGGGGGAACGCUGUUCAUCUGUGACUCCGACUCAGACACUUUUUCAUCUAUAGCCAGCCACUUGUAAAUGGUUACCAGAAGCUUUCUAAGGGCUGUAACAGCUCAUCCCUUAGGUGCUUUCUCUUUGAUCCUGCCUGCUCCCAGGGUGCAGCCUGUCCAACUUCAGGGGCUCUUCUGGAGCACGGUGUGCAGCAGAGCCCUGCUCUAAGCAGCAGUUUGAGCUAGCUGACCUCCAGAGGCCCCUUGUGACCUGGAUUGAUGGGUGACUUUUCACAGCUCCAGUGCCUUCCCAUAAUAGGCCGGUUGUUCUUCUGCCUAGAAACCAUCAGGCUUUUUUGUCUCACCCGAGUGGGGCUGGGUUCCCACUUGGUUAGAGCAUCUCUUUGGUGAGGAGGUUGUUGCGGCAGUGGAGAAAGUCAGAGGUGGCAGGAUUAUCACUGCCUUUCUGGAGGGAUUGCACUGCAGUGUUCUUCUUGAAAGCGGGGAAGGCUUUUCUCUGCAGACAGCUUACAGCUUACCCAUGUCUGCAUUCUCCAUCCCUAAAUCAAUUUUGGCCUUAUCGCAGUUAGUCUGACAGCUCCUCCUCCUUUUCUGUCAAGCUGCUCCUGUCUGUCAUCUUAGCACCUCAGCUGCUUCUGUGUAACAGGUCUCUUUCCUUCCAUGCUUGCAGAAAUCCAGAAAAUUUGACUGUCCCAUCUUGCCUUGAGAAAACCUGCUCCGAGGCAGUACUGUGUUGAAUGGAUAACCUUUUGAACAGCUUUCUCAUUCUGCUCGUUUGUAGCUUGUAUUUCCAGCCACGGUUAUAGCUGGGAAGUGUGAGACAGAGUUUCAGACUUCUGUGAUCCUUGUGUGUUGUGCUGCAUGGAUGCAAGGUCCUCCUCCCACACUCAGACCAGACACUUGUGACAUUCCUAGUCUCCUUUCCAAAAAUCUCAGAGGCAGAGGCAGCCUGUGCUGUGCUGUGGGGAAACUUUGACACGCUGUUUUGCAAGGAUUUGGGUACUUUCCAAAUCAGAUCAUACAUUUUGCAACCUUUCAGGGAGCUGUGUAAAAAAAGGAGAAAAAAAAAAAAAAGAUGCCAUUUUCAAUCAGUGCCCCCCAAGCACAGAGAGAUGGUAUCCAGAAACACCAUCUGCUUUUGCAGAGGCAUAGGCAGUAUAAACACCUUAUCUGCAGCAGUCUCACAGGUUGCUGCUUGUUCGAACUUUACCCAGUGUGGCUCUCCCCGAGCUCUGGGGUGUCAUGUCUGCUCUGAGAGGGCAAUUCUGCAGUCCACGUUUCACCAGUCUCCCCAGAGCAUGACUGAAGCUCCUCAGCUUGUGUCCUGGUGUCAGCUGCCUAGGCUGCCGAGGGGGGCAAGCCAAAGAAGCUGUCUCAGAAAUUUCUUUGAAAGAGCUGGUUGCCAGCUUGUGCUUUAUGGAGGGUAUUUUUAGUGCAUGCUCACGCAGUAUGCCUGGCCUCUCCUCUCCUCUCUCUGUGAUCUCUCCCAGCAGCAUAAGUGUAGUACAGUGAACUGCUUUACUUGGAGUUUCUGAGCAUUUGCUCCGGCAAGAAGAGGCUUUGUCAGCCUCCAGAGAAGCUACAUUCCCCAAGCUGAGCACCAGUGCAUGGGGCCAUCUCCCAUACGGCCAGUGAUACCAUAAGAAGACACUCGGAAAGCCAGUGCCACCCUCCAUGUCUGGUCACCUUCUGGGACCUGGGCAAUAGCGUUCUCCAUCAUUGCCCUCAGUGCUGGGGGAAAUUAGAAAUGCCAGCUUCCUUUUCCACGUACGCUCUGCUGCUUAGGGAACUAGCCCCGAUCUGUGUCGCCAGCUGCUUCUCUCCCUUGCGACUGCAGCACCCUCAUCCAGGGGUGUCACGGCCUCAGUGUGAAGAGGCUCGUUUAAAUUCAAGCAAGGAGGAGAGGUGGUCCUGGGGAGCUGUGUCUGGAGGCCUUCUGUGAAAGUCGGCUCUCCCGUUGGCAACAUCCAGCUGAGCAGUGAAAGGAGGCCAGCUCAGCCCUGCCUGAGUGGAGGUACCUUGCUCAUUUGUUGUGUGAGCUGCACUGAGGCUUUAGGUUAAUUAUUUAUGAGAGCACUUCCUUAACAAGCGCAAGCAACAGCUUUCCCAAAGGCUGCACAGUUGACCUGACUUUGCUGCCAUGGUCAAAAGGAGCAAAUAUAGGUCAGCCCGCAGAGCUUCUGUCAUCCCCCUUUGAGCAGUGAAGUAUUCUGUAAAAGUUAUAAAUUUUUAAACAAUGAGGGACCUACCAUGGCAUCUGCUGUUACGUCUGUGCCAGGAAUCAGCUAGGGUACAGGCCUGAGGUUUAUUUGGACUGAGGAGAAGUACAUCACUUAGCAGUGCAUGUGCUAAAAGUGCUACAAAUUACAAGGGCACGACUUUUCUCUGACAUAAACCUUUGCAAUUAGCAGUCACUUUGCAGUGACGGUCCUGUGUGUAAUUCACCUAAACUAAACCAACACAACAAGAUAGCUUUUGUUCAAGCAAGCAAGGAAGGUUUCAGCUUUGCCUUGUGCCGAAUGAAUAUCCUUUGUAGCAGCUAGCCAACUGCUAUGGAGAUGUGUUUGACAUAAAGUCCUCUGACUCCCUGGAGCCUCUUGCUGGGAAUAGGGCGGUCUGCGGUACCCAGUCUGUCACUUCACCAGGCAAAUGCUAUCGAUGGUGAAAGUCUGAAGUCACUUACACACUUGUGAAAACCUCAUGCUCAGUGCUGUUGAGUUCUGAAAAACUGUAGGAUGAGAACAGGGAUGGGUCUUUUUUUGUUGUUGUUUCUUGUUUUGUGUGUACAUAUUCAUGACAACUAUGUCCUCUUAUUUGAGGCUAGGAUAAAACCUUGGCUAAAAGAACAGAGUUUUUUGGCAGUUUGAAAACUUUAAAAUCAAUACUCUCUGCGUGAGGUACAAUCUGAGGCUUACAGUACUUGGUGAACGUGUUUAAGUGAUGCCUAUAGAUGUGUGUAUGUGUUUCAUAGGUAUAGUAUGGCUUCUGUGGCUCAGCACUCCAAAGCCUGCUAUUCUUUUCUGAAGCUUAUUUUUGUCGAAGCACUUAAACAGCUGCAAACUUUGUUAGGAUGCUUGUUGUUCUAGUUCUCAAAUUAGGUUAAACAGUCAUCAGAGCUUUUGCAGAUUUAGGGUAUCCCUUGAGCUGCCUUGAUCUCCGUGUGUUGUCCACCAGGGGCUGCCUGUUGUUCUGCAUGUUGAAAGCAAAGGCACGUGUCUGAGAGUCUAAGCGAGGAUCACUGGGUGGUAUUUUCUGCUAGCUCGACACUGGGCUGUCUCCCUGGUGGUGUCAGCUGAUGCCUGCUCCACGAGCAUCCAUGCCUGAUUCUUCUGAAAAUCACUCUGGGGAUCUAAUAUACAGCUUUACUUCUGAAAAUGUUGACCUCGCUCUGUGAAAAUUCAGCAAGGGGACAUCAUGUCCAAAAGUGUCCAAGCAGGACAGGUGCCUGUGAUGUCUCCUGCAGAUACAGCCGUACAGCAGUAGUGAGGGUUUCUUUCUGCAACUGCACAGAUUUCCAGAAGAAUGUUUGGCUCAUCAGAGUGGAAAAGAAGAGCAGCAGGACGAAUAUCUCUAUAGGGCGUCUCGUUUGCCUCCCGGAGGUUUCCCUUGUGAGGUUUAAACGACCUUUUAACAAGUUGGUGUGCUAAGUAAAGGGAUGAGGAAGCCCAGUGGGUUUUCCUAUUAUGCUCUAUCUAGUUAGUGCAACACUAGCACUAUCUGCAUUAUCCCAGGAAAGGGGGAGCAAAGCCUAAAGAUGGAAUUCUUACCUGGAGUCAUAAAAUGCUUAAGGUUGCAGGUAACUUGAAGCACUUGAGCAACCUCAGUGAAGUCAAGGCUGUGUGCUUCACUGGACCCUGGCCAGAGUGAUCACAUCUUGGAAGACUGAGACGCAAGUGGACUUUAGCUCAGGGUGAGAUGAAGAGGGACAUCCCCAUCACCUUACGUUGGGUCAGUUGUGGUCUUGUAAUCCUUUUUCAGGCGCUGAGCUUCUCCCUUGGGUUACCUGCCUCCCUUGGUGAUAAAGUGGGAAGAUGAGGGUCAGCACUGUUGUGUUCAGAGUUGCAGUUAGGAACUGGCACUUGCCCUCCGCCCGAGAUGAUGCAGUGUUGUUUUCCCUUAGGUUGAGAAAGAGCACUGAAUUUUCAGUUACUGUUGUGUGGUACCCCUAUGGGAAUAGUAGCCCCUGGCAGCAGCAGUGCAAAAACCAUUUUGCACACGCGUGUACACACACCCUGUGGAUCUCUUCUGUGCAGACUUAACCUUACUGGGCCCAACAGCAGUCCUUGCAAGACUUUUCCUCUGGGCAGCCUCCUGUCCCUUUUGCCAAGUGUAGGAACCUUCUUCCUAAUAACCUUGAACUCAGUUUAUUCUCGUCACUGACUCACUGGAGUGUUUUUCAUGCAACACACUAGAGACGCGGUCCCGGUCUCACUGCUUUGUGGUAACUUCUUGGUCUGCUCUGAAGCAGCAUUGAGGUAAUCACUAAGUCUUUUCCAGCAGCAUGAAACUUGCUGCUCUGACUCUUGGUGUGGUAAUUGUCUCAUGUCUGAGGCUGUCCUACCACCAGGGCGCUCCUUCCUGUCCCCGGGUGCAUGCACGGUCAGAAAAGCAUAUUGCUUCUCGGUGGUCAGAGUCAGAGCUGUGCCGACUUAAAUCAAACCCUGGUUCAUGGGAGGUGUUUCCACGUGCUGCUGAUGUCCAUAAGGACUCAAACAAAUACUUGCGUACACAGAGAUGCUUUCCUGAAGCAGAGUUGUCACUCUUUUCUACAGGUACCACAGGAUGCCCUCCCUUAUUCUGCUUCAUGUAACUGGUACUAGAAUGAUCAUUUCCUGAUAAAUGAAGGCACUUAAUCAGUCCUCUUCCCCUUGGAAGAAGGACUUUUGGGGAUAUUGUUAUAUCAUUUAAAAUAAUAUUUUGGAAUUUAAGUUUACAUUGCUUUAUUUUUCACUUGAGGUGACUGUAUAUAAAUAUUUUCCUCUAUUUUAUCAUUGCUGAUAAAGUAAGCCUACGGUAUACAGACAAAUAAUUUGCCUUUGAUGUAUUGAAACUGUGAGAUAUAAAGUAGACUUCUCUCUUGUGUCCAUGUUCCUGACUAUUACUCUGUUCCUCUGUGUUUUUAUAAGUUGGAAUAAAUGUUGCUUACGGGCAACAGAGAGCCUGCAAGCUUCCCAAUAAUUUUUAUGUAAUUGAACUCAAGCAACCCUAGUGAAGGAUCUCACAUAUGUAUAAUGAUAUAUGUAUAUGUACAAACUUUAGAAAGAAAUAAACCAAAUGUAUUUCA